Exophiala viscosa is the source of this 1104-nucleotide messenger RNA. RefSeq lists its product as uncharacterized. The transcript has 2 exons. Lineage: Eukaryota; Fungi; Ascomycota; Eurotiomycetes; Chaetothyriales; Herpotrichiellaceae. The coding region runs from base 1 to 1104 and encodes 367 amino acids. The record is from RefSeq and is a predicted model, not a curated record. Gene Ontology annotation, molecular function: protein-L-histidine N-tele-methyltransferase activity. Gene Ontology annotation, biological process: peptidyl-histidine methylation, to form tele-methylhistidine.
AUGUCUUUCGCCUUCGGCUUCACUGGUGACGACAUCGAAGAUGAAGAAGACACCCAAGAGCAAGAUGUGCUAGCAGCAAAAGUCUCAAAUUACAAAAUCUCCGACCCAGACCACCAACCUGUGGAGACGAUAGCGCCGAAAUGGCAUUCUUUCGAACAUCUGCUAUCAUCCCUUCCAUCUCAACUCUCAUAUAACACCAUCACAAUCCCAUCUCGGGCUGGCGUAGCCAAUAAACCUGAUGCUCUGCCUGAUCCCGGGCCCAGACACACGAGAACCACCAUCCACCGCCGCUCCUUAUUCGACAUCAGACAACAACUCAUGGCCGAAGCCGACCCAUCAGCCAACUCUGACGCAGACACACUCCUAUCAGGCCUACAGAACGGCGAUCUGACCUCAGGCAUCUACGAAGGCGGCUUCAAAACUUGGGAGUGCUCCCUUGAUCUCGCUUCGCUUGUCUCAAACCUCGACUUCAGCCAAGACUGGCACAUCAUCGAACUCGGCGCUGGGAGCGCGGUGCCUAGUCUCGCAUUGCUACGUGCGUUCCUGACAUCCCGUCAUACCCGCACCCUCAAAUUCACAUUAUGCGAUUACAACGAGGCCGUUUUACGGUUGUGCACAGCACCCAACAUACUACUAAACUACCUCCAGCAGAUAUCACAGCAUACUGCUCCACAUAACGACGACGAAGACGAGGAAGGGGACCUCGAUAUCGAGGAAUUGGGAGACAACUUCGUCCAGGACGCGAUACAGGAUAUGCAUUCGCGGAACCUAUCCUUCGACUUCAUAUCCGGCGGCUGGGGCGAGUCUUUCCUCGAGCUGCUCCAACAGACUGAUAGAAGCGUGAACACGCUCAUCCUCGCAUCAGAAACGAUAUACUCGCCUGCUUCCAUACAGGUUUUCACAGAUACGCUGGUCCAGUUGCUUCGACGGCAAACGACUGGAGGAGCGAAAGCUUGGGUCGCGGCGAAGAAAGUCUACUUCGGGGUGGGAGGAGGUGUGGACGAAUUCCUCGGUGAGGUCAGGAGUCGUGAUGCCAAAAGCACGGUUCUACUAGACACCAAGGACACGGGCGUUGGGCGAGUGGUUCUGGAAAUUACUGUAUAA